This is a messenger RNA of Drosophila arizonae, 1487 nucleotides long. It is a transcript of the gene Hat1, whose product is annotated as histone acetyltransferase 1. Gene Ontology annotation, molecular function: histone binding; histone acetyltransferase activity. Gene Ontology annotation, biological process: subtelomeric heterochromatin formation. Gene Ontology annotation, cellular component: nucleus. NCBI's taxonomy places the organism in Eukaryota, Metazoa, Arthropoda, Insecta, Diptera, Drosophilidae. The record is from RefSeq and is a predicted model, not a curated record.
ACACUUCCAGCCUUUGUUAAGCCGCGAAAGAAAUUCGCUAAUAAGUAAAUUGAUCAAUUGUUUUAUAAAAAGUGCAUAUAAAUUCCUAUUUCUGUCAAGAGACUACGUUACGCUAUUCGAAAACUAACUCCUUGCACAGUGUCGCAAGCGUUUGCUAUUUCGACGCUACAAUUACAAUCACAUUUUGCGCGCCAAUUUGUGGAACAGCCGAAAGACAAUUACCAAAAUGGCACAAAUUCAGGAAUAUCAGGAUCUGGUGCUCGAUGCCCUUGAGGCAGUGGAGUUCAAGCUAAUACGCGACAAGGCGGACAUUAACAACGAUGCCUUAAUAUUUCACCCCGCCAUGGCGCAUCAGAUAUUUGGUGAGUCGGAGACCAUAUUCGGUUAUCAGGGGCUGCACGUGCGAGUUCUGUAUACGGCUGGCCCGUUGCAUAUCUACCUCGGCGUUGAGUACGAGAAACGAGUCAAUGAAAUAUCUGGUGGAGAAAUCAAAGCUGACGACGUGGUCGCCACAAUUGCUCAAAGUCUACCAGACGGCUGCUAUUUCAUUAAUUUGGAUGAGUUUCUCAAGACGCUUGACAAGGCCGACAAGUUUCAGCCCUUUGGUGAGAAACUCAGCGAAUACAGUCGGCGCGCCGAGGAUGGCAGCGAACGUCUCUUCGAAAUCUAUCAAUGUGACUACAARUCRUCGUCAUUUCUAAAGUUCUUUACGCGUCUGCAAACGUUCAUAUUAUGGUUUGUUGACGCUGCCUCCUAUAUAGACACCGAUGAUACCCAGUGGUGUUACUUUAUCUGCUAUGAGAAAUAUAAGAAUAAGGAUGGCGAAUACCAGUAUGCAACUGCUGGCUACACCACUGUCUAUGAGUACUAUGCAUAUCCGCAGAAUAAGCGUCCGCGAAUUAGCCAAAUGCUAAUUUUGCCGCCAUUCCAGAAAUUGGGUUUGGCCACCCAGCUAGUGGAAACAAUAUACAAGUUCUAUCAAAGUCAGAAAAAUGUGGUGGACAUAACCGUAGAGGAUCCAUCCGAGGACUUUCAGAGAUUACGCAACUUUGUGGACGCCCGCCUGUGUCUGGAGCUGAAAUGCUUUUCCCGUGAUAUAAUCAAGAAGGGUUUCACCAAGGAAAUGGUACGCGAGGCACGGGAGACCUUAAAACUGAAUCCACGCCAGGUUCGCAAGGUAUAUGAAUUGUUGCGCCUAUACUACACCAAUGUGCAUGAUGAAAAGGAAUAUAAAGCCUAUCGUCUGGAAGUUAAGAAACGCCUCAAUGCCGUUUACUACAAACAGCUGAAGGAUCUUCAAAAGAUGGAACGCUAUAAAAUGGAUACGGAGAUGUUGCGGGCACGUUUGCCCAAUGCCAAACAGCGCAUGGAACAGCUGCAGGAGGAGUAUGCGCUCAUCGAGCAGGAUUACAAGAAUACAAUUGAUAAGCUACGGGCCUAGAUCUACAUAAAUAAAUAUAAUGCCGUUGGGUGUUUGAUUAAUUUAU